Messenger RNA from Austrofundulus limnaeus, 525 nucleotides. RefSeq names its product exosome component 7 (gene exosc7). Gene Ontology annotation, cellular component: nuclear exosome (RNase complex); cytoplasmic exosome (RNase complex). The record is from RefSeq and is a predicted model, not a curated record. NCBI's taxonomy places the organism in Eukaryota, Metazoa, Chordata, Actinopteri, Cyprinodontiformes, Rivulidae. Gene Ontology annotation, biological process: nuclear-transcribed mRNA catabolic process, deadenylation-dependent decay; nuclear polyadenylation-dependent rRNA catabolic process; U4 snRNA 3'-end processing. Gene Ontology annotation, molecular function: mRNA 3'-UTR AU-rich region binding.
CUUCUUCAGUGUGAUGGAAACUUGUACGAUGCCAUGUCAGUUGCCAUCAAGGCAGCUCUCUUCAACACAAAAAUUCCCAGAGUUAACAUAUCAUCGGACGAUGAGGGAGGAAAAGAGAUCGAGCUGUCCGACGACCCGUUCGACUGCAUGAGACUCAACGUGGAGAACGUUCCCUGCGUCGUGACUUUGUGCAAGGUGGGACACAGGCACGUGGUGGACGCCACGCUGCAGGAGAAGACCUGCUCCGUGGCGAGCCUCAUCAUCUCCGUCACUCAAAAAGGAACGGUCACCUGCGCCAGGAAGGUGGGCGGGGGCAGCCUGGAUCCAGAGAGCGUCUUCGAGAUGACCGAGGCGGGGAAACGAGUCGGGAAAGCUCUCCACGCUCCGCUCAUGAAGCUGCUGCAGCAGGAAGAAAGCCUGGGCAAAAAGAGACACAAAGUUGGCUUCCUUGGUUAAAAAAAAUGUUUUUUUAGUGUUUGUAUUUAUUUACACAUGAUUUUGUUGAAUUAAAAUGUCCUGUUCGUA